AUGGCCAACAAUUUCACUAUUGAAUCAAUUGAUAAUAUUAUUAUAAAACCACAAAAAUUAACACCAAAUGAUUGGAUCGAAAAGAUUGAUAAGUUUUAUGUGUUUGACGACGAAUUGGGGAUUAAUAUGAUGUUUGUUACCAAAGAUGAUGAUCGGGUCUAUGGAUUGGGUGCUAAUAUCAACGGAUCACUGGGUUUGGGACACAACCAGUGGGUGAGUGAACCACAAGAGAUCAUAGAGUUGUCACAUAAAAAGUGUAUUAAAUUUAUAAACGGAAGUGAAUUUAUAGUUUGUUUAACUCGUGAUAAUUGUGUGUAUAGUUGUGGUAAAGAUAGAAAUGGACAGUUAGGUCAGGGAUGUGAUAGCAAUAAAUAUAAGAAACCAAUGAUUAUACAAAUCAAUGACAAAAAUGAUUUCAUACGUGAUGUGAGUUGUGGUUCAUAUCAUACAUUAGUUUUAACCGAUAAUAAUGAUAUGUAUGGUUGGGGUCGCAAUCAUUUCGGACAAAUCGGUAGCCGAGACACCACUUGUGAAUCAAUUACUAAACCGGAAAAAAUUAAAUUUAAUGACAAUUAUUGUAUAAAAUCUGUUCACUGUUUUGAUAACUUAUCGUUUGCAUUGACAAGUGAUGGACAAGUGUUUAGUUGGGGUCAAAAUAGUAGCAAUCAAUUGGGACUAAAUUGUUAUAAUCUGAUAAUAUUUAGACCACAAUUGAUAUGUAAUCUAUCAGGUAUUACAUCCAUACAAUCGGGUGCAGGAAAAACAUAUUUCAGUAGCGAUUAUAAUAAUAAAGUAUAUAUUUGUGGUGAAUAUUACAAUGAAAAUAAUGUGAUUGAUAUACAAAUGACACCAAAAUUAUUGGGUAAUUGUAAUGAAUUUAGUGAUAUUCAGUCAAUUAAAUCCUAUAAAUGGAAUGAAAGAUCAUUUAUGUGUUCAAUGAAUGAUAUAAUCUAUCCAUUGUAUAAUUGGAUUUAUUGA
Oppia nitens is the source of this 978-nucleotide messenger RNA. Its product is annotated as RCC1 and BTB domain-containing protein 2-like. The coding region runs from base 1 to 978 and encodes 325 amino acids. The record is from RefSeq and is a predicted model, not a curated record. NCBI's taxonomy places the organism in Eukaryota, Metazoa, Arthropoda, Arachnida, Sarcoptiformes, Oppiidae. The transcript has 2 exons.